This is a messenger RNA of Nymphalis io (European peacock), 1146 nucleotides long. Its product is annotated as NADH-cytochrome b5 reductase-like. Gene Ontology annotation, molecular function: oxidoreductase activity. The record is from RefSeq and is a predicted model, not a curated record. The coding region runs from base 170 to 1060 and encodes 296 amino acids. The transcript is spliced from 2 exons. Lineage: Eukaryota; Metazoa; Arthropoda; Insecta; Lepidoptera; Nymphalidae.
CAUUUCUAUUAAUAAUAUAAGACAUAAUUAAUCACUAUGUUUAUUGGCUUGAAAUUAAAUUUAAUAGAAUAUUAUCAACGUUUGUGAUUAUAUUUUUUAAUGCUUUUUAUUAAAAGUAUUUAAAAGUAACUAUAAUAAAAAUAUAUAUUAUUUUAAACGUAUAAAGAUAAUGAAACCACCUAUUGAGCCACGAAAGGAAGAUUGUUGUAAUAGUGGAUGUAACCCUUGUAUAUUUGAUGUCUUUCAACGACAGCUUGAGAAAUUUAAAAGGAGUAAAGAAACUGGUGAGAACAUAAACAAAGAUAAUGGCAUCUCUGAGCUUGAAUAUACAAAUUUUAUUGUUACGGACAUUAUAAAAUUGUCCGAAACACAAAAAUGCUUAAAAUUCAAGCUAUUUAAUAAUACAUGUAAAAAUAAAGUGCGAUGGAACCCUGGUGAACACUUUCUUAUAAAAUAUAUUUCUAAUGUAAAUUCUUGUUCAUGUACCAGAGCAUAUACACCUAUCAAGUUGAAAGAGCAUGAAAAUGAGGAUUUUGAUUUUCUUAUUAUAAUUAAAAAGUAUAAUAAUGGAUUAGUAUCAAAUCAUCUUUACAAUUUAGAAUUAGGCGCAGUUACAAUGUGGCGAGGACCAUAUGGCCAUUACAAAGUGGAACCAAACAAAUACAAUAGAAUCAUAAUGAUUGCACAAGGAACAGGAAUAGCACCAUUCAUAUCUAUUAUAGAUAACAUUUUAAACAAUGAAGAUGAUAUGACCAAAAUAGUUUUGUGUUUUUGUUGUAGAAAUAUUGAUGAAGUAUUAUUUAGAAAUGAGCUAUAUCAAUAUAAAGCUUACUGGAAUUUCUCAUAUAAAAUUUAUUUGGGGUGCUCCUUAGAAAAAAUAACUUCUAAUUUAAAAUACAAGGAACCUAUAUAUGUUACCAAGUUUGAUAUAAAAGAGUUAACCGAUCUAAAGCCAUUCGUUAAUAUUCAAUUUCUAGUGUGUGGCUCUGACCAGUUUAUGCAAGAAUAUAAAAAUAUUCUUAAAAAUGAAAAUUAUACUGAUAACAUAAUAUUAUUUUGACUAAGUGUAGAAAGAAGCAUUUAUUUUUUGCCAGUUUUGUAACCAAUUUGACAAUAUGUAACAAAAAAUAAAUACACAUUAUGUAU